Messenger RNA from Theobroma umbraticum, 1424 nucleotides. RefSeq names its product putative pectinesterase 11. Gene Ontology annotation, molecular function: pectinesterase activity. NCBI's taxonomy places the organism in Eukaryota, Viridiplantae, Streptophyta, Magnoliopsida, Malvales, Malvaceae. The record is from RefSeq and is a predicted model, not a curated record. Gene Ontology annotation, biological process: pectin catabolic process; cell wall modification.
UCUAGCUUUCGUUCCAAAUUUCCUAACAAUGGCUCUCGAUUAUUCUAGCUACGCUUGCAUCUUUGUCAUGACUUUAUUCUUGUUCAUGGCUAGUCAUCCUCGAGCAGAUGCUGCUGAAACUUCCACAGCCUUACUUAUAAGCGUUGACCAAUCAGGUAAGGGAGACUACCGGACGAUACAAGACGCCAUUAACGCCGUGCCGUCAAACAACAAAGAACUUAUAUUCAUAUUGGUUAAGCCCGGCAUCUACAAAGAAAAGGUUGUUGUGCCAGCCGAUAAGCCUUUCAUUACAAUAAGUGGUUCAGAGGCAAAUGCAACGAUAAUAACUUGGAAUGAUAGUGGGGAUAUAUUUGAAUCUCCUACCUUCACUGUGCUGGCCUCAGAUUUUGUUGGCCGAUACCUUACAAUUCAGAAUACAUUCGGACCUGGUACUAAAGCAGUUGCAUUAAGGGUGUCUGGAGAUAGGGCAGCUUUCUUUGGGUGCAGGAUUUUAUCUUAUCAGGAUACGUUGCUUGAUGACACUGGAAGACACUAUUACAGCCAUUGUUACAUUGAAGGAGCCGUUGACUUCAUUUGUGGGAAUGCCGCGUCACUUUUUGAGAGGUGCCAUUUGCAUUCACUCUCAGUAGGAGAUGCGGCUAUCACAGCCCAACGAAGGGAGUCCCCUUCAGAGCAGACAGGGUUUACCUUCUUGGGUUGCAAGGUCACGGGCGUCAGGACUGCUGUACUUGGAAGGCCAUGGGGUCCAUAUUCCAGGGUCGUCUUUGCCCUAACCUAUAUGUCUAAUGUGAUACUGCCCCAGGGAUGGGAUGACUGGGGAGACUUUGCCAAGCAAAGCACGGUGUUCUACGGAGAAUACAAAUGUUACGGACCUGGAGCCAAUACAAAGAAAAGGGUUGAAUGGUCACAAAACCUGACGAGCCAAGAGGCCGAGCUGUUCUUGACAAAGAACAUGAUUGGUGGCAAGAGUUGGAUCAGGUCUACCCCAACCCGUUUCAAGAAAGCUUCAUCUGCCAUUUCUAACAAUUCCACUCAACAUGCCUGAUUAAGAACAAAAGGAAUAUGUUGUUCUCCUACUUUCAUGAACCUGUUAGAAAAUUUGUUUAUGUAACCAGUGAUUCGUUCAUUUAUUUAUUGUUUUAAAAAUACUGUGAUUUUCCCUUGUAUCAUUCAUGAAGAAGAAUAACGUUGGUAAGAUCAAUGAAGCAUCCAUUAAGAAAACAUUUCCAUUUCUUUAUUAUUUUAUUACAAUAGCCAAGAUAGCAGGUACUAUUAAGAUAAACUAGAGUAUAACCCAUGCUACGCGUUGGGUACAAUUUUUUUAUAUAAGAAUAAAAUAUGAAAUUAAUUUAUAUUAAUAAAGAUAAUUAUUAAAAAUAAAAAAUAAUCAAAAUAUUAUUUACAAAUUACAUUGCAAUGUGUAA